Molecule: messenger RNA, 5001 nt
Organism: Cyanistes caeruleus (blue tit)
Lineage: Eukaryota; Metazoa; Chordata; Aves; Passeriformes; Paridae
Gene: MMAA
Product: metabolism of cobalamin associated A
Cellular component (GO): cytoplasm
Molecular function (GO): GTPase activity; GTP binding
Source: RefSeq, a predicted model, not a curated record
AGGAAACUUUAAAGAGGAGGUUUAGUAAGACUGAAAGUCAAUGUGAUUUAAUAAGUACAUGCGGUGACCUGAGCAUUUCUUCUCCCUUUCGUGGUCUACGAAACGAAGCGGGAGGACUAAUAAAUCGCCACGCACGGAUUCAAGAGUGGGUAUUUCUAAACCAGGAGAGAAAUGGUUUGAAAUAUCCUCCACUGUAAGGCCAGGGCAGGGAGACAGUGACUCCAUGGCCAUGGAAGUUUGCGUACUCAUGGAAUGGCCAGACGCGAGCCUUGCGGCCUUGACCCCUGGCUCUGGGGCCCGGGGGGUGGCGGGCCCGCUCCUCGCCCUGAAGCCCCCCCCCUUUCCCGGCCCUGCUCGCCCUUUUCCCGGCGGGGCAGCGGGUUCCGGCUCAGCCCGAGGGCGUCACUUCCCGGGGCGGAGCGGGGCGGCUCCGGGCGUGUGCAAACAGAAGAGAACUGACAACUCUGGUACUUUUUAAUUCCAAACAAGAUGAAGAUCCCCUCUUUGCUGCUGAGAUUCCCUCGUUGUUAUUUCUCCAGAAGAACAUACUUCAUGAGCUUUUGCUUCACUUCCCGAGCAGAUUUCCUGGGCGUUGAAUCUCUUGGGCCAGCACAUCACUGUCAGACAAAAUGGAUUUGUUCAUCAAACGCUUUGAGGAGAGAGCUGUGCCAGCAAGCAGCCCCUGAGCAGCAAGUAGAGGGACUUUCUGACCAGGAGCAGAGACUUGUAGACAGGCUUUACCAUGGGCUGAUCCAGGGUCAUAGAGCCUGUUUAGCUGAAGCCAUUACACUUGUAGAAUCAACUCAGAGUAGGAAGAAGAAAGUAGCCCAGGUGCUCCUUCAGAAGGUAUUAUCCUACCACAGGGAACAGGAAAAGUUAAAUCAAGGAAAGCCACUUGCCUUUAGAGUGGGGUUGUCUGGUCCUCCUGGUGCUGGAAAAUCGACCUUCAUAGAAUGCUUUGGGAAGAUGCUUACAGAAAGAAAACACAAAGUGUCUGUGUUGGCUGUAGACCCUUCCUCUAGUACAAGUGGUGGUUCCCUGCUGGGUGAUAAAACACGGAUGACUGAGUUGUCAAGAGACAUGAAUGCAUACAUCAGGCCAUCUCCAACCAGUGGGACACUGGGAGGUGUCACAAGGACCACAAAUGAAGCCAUUCUGCUCUGUGAAGGAGGAGGCUACAACGUUGUUCUCGUGGAAACAGUAGGUGUGGGCCAGUCAGAAUUUGCUGUGGCUGAUAUGGUUGAUAUGUUUAUAUUACUGCUACCACCUGCAGGUGGAGAUGAAUUACAGGGCAUCAAACGGGGCAUCAUUGAGAUGGCAGAUCUGGUUGCUAUCAAUAAGGCUGAUGGGGAUUUAGUUGUGCCUGCCCGGAGAAUCCAGGCUGAGUAUGUCAGUGCUAUGAAGCUGCUUCGCAAGCGUUCAAAGGUUUGGAGGCCAAAGGUAAUGCGCAUCUCUGCCAAAACCGGGGAGGGGAUCUCGGAUAUGUGGGAUAAAAUGACCGAGUUCCGUGAGCUCAUGCUCACAAGUGGCGAGCUGGUUGCCAAACGACGGAAACAGCAGAAAGUGUGGAUGUGGAACCUCAUCCAGGAAAACAUGCUGGAGCAUUUCCGGAGUCACUUGGCAGUCAAGGAUAAGAUCCCACUUCUGGAAGAAAAGGUUCUUAAAGGAGUCUUGUCUCCUGGGCUGGCAGCGGACCUGCUGCUGAAGGCAUUCAAAGAUGGUCUCUAAGCAUUGUUUUCUACUCUGUUCUUGAUAAGUGCUUUAUGUAAACGUGAACAUUAAAUACACUUUUUCUGUGUGUGAAUUCAGCUGUUUUACUGCAGCAGACAUGAAUAGAAUCCAGUACUCUGCAAAAGGAUUCUGUUGGACUCUGUAUAUGCAGCAAUCAUGACAAAGUUCAUCACUCACUAAGAGGUUACUUCAUACUCUGUUGGAAAAAAAUAAAUUUCCAAAUCUUCUAUUUGUACGUGCAUACAAAUAAAAACAUAAAAACUGGAUGUCCAUGUAAAAUGAGUGGGUUUGGGAGGGCAGGAGAGUGAGGUUUGUGGUGGUGUAGGGUUUGAUUCUGGUUGUGGGGUCAUCUCAGAGCAGUUGACACUGCUGCUUUCCGUUCUAAUAUAGCAGCAGCUGUUGCCAGAAUGGGUUACAUUUUCGUUCCUCACCUUGAGUGACAGCAAGAACAUUGGACUGCCUGACAGCACCAGACCACAGCCUUAGUUUUAAAUAAAUUGUAUGCAUAUAAAUAGAACAUAGUGGUGCUUGGUCCCUCUUUGGAAGCUGCAGUUAGUUAUUACAUGCUGUACAGUAGGAGAAGGGAAUUUUAACCAUCCUGGUUUCAAAACAUGUUUUAUUAAAAAGCAAAAUGUAGUUAGACUUUUUUUUACAUGCAGAUAUUAGAUGGAACAAAUGUUACCCAUGAUGUUUUAAUAGCAAAUGUCUUUAUACUAGAAUAAUUAGCUCUAAAAAUAAUAUUUAGUGGUUUUCUUAUCUGACUUAUAUUUUGGAUUUAAAAAAAAGUGGCCAGUUGUGUUUGGUAUUUUUUCUUUAUCUCUUGCAGAAGACAGGACUGUUUCCAACCAUAAGCACUUUUAUUUUUCCUUGAGAAAAAUCUGGAGGAAACAUUUUCCUGAUCCGUGAUCUAGAAAGCAGAGCUCAUCUGGUACCCACUAAAUGUUUAAGAUAAAGUGGAAAAGUGCUGAUUUUUGGACAUCUGACAGAGAAUCUGAUCAUCUGAACAGAAUUUGGACAUCUGAAAGAGAAUUUGUGAGCCUGUUGAUGUUUAGCUAAAUUCAUUUUUAAAGAAAUAUGUUGGAGGUUUUAAUUUUCUGGACAUGUACAUAAAAGAUACAGUGGCUUUAGCUCAAUUUCACCAGUUUGGCUUCUGGCAACCCAAUUCCAGUAUAGCAGUGAAUUUGAUUACUCAAAUCCUCUUUUUAGCUUCAUGGUGUUUAUUUUUGUCUGGGUUUUUUCCUCUCAAAAUAAUUUUUUCUCUUCUUUCCCCUUGUUCCAGUUGUUAUAUCAUGUUCCCAACUUUUACCCGCUAGGCACCGUUUGCAGUGAAACGCAGGAAGGGAAUUGUGGUGUUUUGGGGGCCAUACAGCUGAAGCAUUUCUUUGGUAAGAAAGUUUGCGCUGGGGUAGGUGGUGUAGGUGGUUUAUACCACCUAAAUUGUCAGAAUUUCUGAGCUCUGGCCACUUAUUCCUGUUUCUUAGUUGCUCCUUUGGGAUUGCUGCAAUCAGUCACAAAGAAGCAGCUGAAGGAAUGUUUUGGAGUGGCAGAAGCACAGUGACUUUGUUAUGGCCAUGCUGAAUUGUGAGAGAAAUGCAGUGCUUACGGUUUCUUUUUUAUUUAAACAACCUCUGUUGAAUAUGACAGAGAGUGCCCCAAACCAAAAGCAAUGUCUUGCGUCCUUUGAGUCCUUUCAGCUUUAAAUACUGACUGUAUUUUAUGGUACCUUGUAAAAGAAAUGAGAGUCAGGUGGGAAAUUAAUUAUUGAGAGCUGCAGCAUUUUAGCUGGUGAGUUUUCAACUUUUUGAUCAUCCCUUUGUUUCAGGUGGUAGUUUUUGAGGUGACCUCAUUUGUGUUUUAUCUGUUAAAUCAAACCCUUAUUAUGGUCAUUACUUCUGUCAGGGGCUGCUGUUUUCCUUGUCUGUUAUACAUGAGCUGCGAAGCAAGUAAAACAGAACCUGCAGCUUUGUUUAAAUGGCACCUGCUCAAGCAGAAUAUGUUCUUCAUAAGCUUCUUCAGUAUUUAUUUUUGGAUGCAGAUAUGUUGAUCCACUCAAGCCAUGGGCUAUCAUUACUUUCUCAUUUUGUUGCUUCUUUUAUAGUAUUGUUAAUUUACAAAUGAGCUCUUAGCAGAAGUUAGCAAUGGCUUAAGCAAGUUCUUCAAACUGCAUUUUCCUCUUAAAGCAGAGCAUUAAAUGAAAAUCUGAUUUGCCUUCUUUAUGUGUUCAGUUAUGCCUCAUGCUUCAGUAGAUGGAGAAAUAUCCUUACAUUGAAAGAAGUCUUUGGAAAUAAAACAGUAAAUGAAGGUCCCUGUUUUGUUUUUUCAGUGAUUCCUCUACCAAAAUGAAAAGCUGUCCUAUGCAAACUGUGAACUGGGCCUUCCAUGUGGUAAUGAAAUAGUUUGUUUUACAGCCUGUAAAAUUUUGCUGUGAUGUGUUUUGGAGUCAACUGCUAUUCAGUUAAUUCUGCAGUUUUGUUUGUGUUCUUGUGGGGUGGGCAGGUGCAUUGUUUUCAGAAGGACUGCAGAACUGGUCAGCAGCAACUCUGUAAACAAUCCACUACAUCCCAAGAUAGGGAGGAACGUUUCAGUUCAUAAUUUUUAGCUCUGUGGGAUUAACUUGGCUAAAAUGCAUUAAAAUAUUGUUACCCAAGUAAACAGGCUUCUGGAAAAAAGAUAGUAAACAAAUCUGUUGAGUACAAUGUUGACAUAUUCUUAGUUUCUGGAGCUGUCAAGCUGCUCUCAUGUUAACACUUAAACCCACAACUAUUGCAGAAUAGUAUGGGAAAAUAAUGUAACUUAAUGAGAAGCCAAUAGCAAGAUGAAGAUUGUAGAUGAAGGUAUGACAGACUGUUAGACAAAUUAGUAUGGGAGGUAAGGAGUAAACUUCAGAUACACAAGGUCGAUUCCUACAAAGUCUUGCAGUUGUCUGUAAGUAUGAAACUUUUCCCCAGGUCCCUGUGUAAUAGAUGUUUCUGGUGUUUCACAGCUGGAAAAAACAAGAGUGGUGAGAUCAAGUGAUUUACCCAGGACUCUGAAACAGGUCAGAGAGUGUAAGGGUUGCAGUUCAGUAGUCUUUACUCUGAGCCCCACGUAUAUUUACAGCCAUGUUACUUAAGGUUGAAAAAAUGCUCUUAGCAAGUUCAUGCUCUUAGUGUGACUUAUUCCUUUCAUAUCUAAUCUCUCUGUUUUCAGUGACAGGACCCAGUGACCCCUUCUUGACUACUGUUCUGUUGUAAUGUCCUGCUUUAAGUAAUAAAAAACUUUUCUUUGCUA